AUGGAGCGCUCGCAGAGCCGCCUCAGCCUGUCCGCCUCCUUCGAGGCGCUCGCCAUCUACUUCCCGUGUAUGAACUCCUUCGACGAUGAGGACGCGGAGGGGGACAGCCGGAGGCUGAAGGGGGCCAUUCAGAGGAGCACGGAGACAGGCCUGGCGGUGGAGAUGCCCAGCCGGACGCUGCGCCAGACCAGCCAUGAGUCCAUCGAGGACAGCAUGAACAGCUACGGCUCGGAGGGCAACCUUAACUACGGGGGCGUCUGCCUGGCAUCGGAUGCACAGUUCAGUGACUUCCUGGGCAGCAUGGGGCCAGCGCAGUUUGUGGGCCGCCAGACCCUGGCCACCACACCGAUGGGGGACGUGGAGAUUGGCUUGCAGGAGCGGAAUGGUCAGCUCGAAGUGGACAUCAUCCAGGCGCGGGGACUGACGGCCAAGCCAGGCUCCAAGACACUGCCAGCGGCCUAUAUCAAGGCCUACCUGCUGGAGAAUGGCGUCUGCAUUGCCAAGAAGAAGACCAAAGUCGCUCGCAAGUCAUUGGACCCACUGUAUAACCAGGUGCUGCUGUUUCCUGAGAGUCCCCAGGGCAAAGUCCUACAGGUGAUCGUGUGGGGGAACUAUGGACGGAUGGAGCGGAAGCAGUUCAUGGGUGUGGCCCGCGUGCUGCUGGAGGAGCUGGACUUGACCACCCUGGCCGUGGGCUGGUACAAGCUCUUCCCCACCUCCUCCAUGGUGGACCCAGCCACGGGGCCCCUGCUCCGGCAGGCAUCCCAGUUGUCCCUCGAGAGCACCGUGGGGCCCUGCAGUGAGCAAUCUUAGUGCCAGGAACGGGGAGGGGCUCCCUGAGAUGGCCUGGAGACCACCCAGCCCCGACCUGGGACCCCAGGCCCAGGGGCAUCUUGAACAGAGGAGGACGGGGUUCUCCCCCACGGUGGGGAAGCAGAAUAGGGAGACCUACCCCCCUUGGGACCCUCCUCACCCCUCUUUGCCUCCUAUCCCCUGAGACCUUUCCUUUCCCAGUGGGAUUGGCUGCACUUUUGACUUGGCCGGUUCUUGACCUGGUGGAUGUGGCUGCAAUCUGAAGAAGGGAAAGACUGAGGCGGCAGAGCAAACCACUCUCCUGCCCCAGACACUAUCUGACUGCUCCCCUCUCUGCGUCCUCGGAAGCUCGCUCCCCGGAGCCAAGUCCAGAACCCAGCAGCCAUCUCCAUGGUGCCAACUACCAGCAAGUGUCUUUCCUGCGGCACCGGGUUCAGGCAGCUACACCUGCCCCAGAGCUGAUGGGGCAGCUUUGCAAGGAUCCGGAGCCAGCUCCGAGGGGCCCAGAGCCCCCCGCUUAAAGAGGAGCUCCGGCCUCCCUCCGCCUGCCCGUGGGAGAAGCUUUGCCGCAGCCUGUCCAAGUCCAUCUGUCUGUCCCCUCCUGCCUGCCUCUCUUCCAGUGGAAUUGGGGUCCAGCAGGGACCAAAGGAAAGGAGGAGGUGCCCGGGGCCUGGCACAGACCCCCGGGGUGCCUUGCUCUGUGCGAUGGAAACAAGUUGCUGUGGAAACUGUGGGACUGGAAGGAACUUUGUCAUCUGGGUUUUGGUGGAGGAGCUGUGGGACCUUCAUUUCUCAGAACCCCAAGCCCAGAGGGCUCACUGUCUCUGCAUUUUGGGGUGUUGGAUUGGAGAGGGAAUCUAGGGAAAGCUGGGUUUGGGAUUGGUGGUGCCAAGGUGAGGGGUCUCCCAAAUAGGAGGAUCCCUUCUUGUUGGAUGAGGUCAAAAGUCAUCUUGCCUAUCCCUUUGCCUCCAGGCUAGGGGCCUGGAGAGGCCACAGA
Molecule: messenger RNA, 1810 nt
Organism: Eptesicus fuscus (big brown bat)
Lineage: Eukaryota; Metazoa; Chordata; Mammalia; Chiroptera; Vespertilionidae
Gene: RIMS4
Product: regulating synaptic membrane exocytosis 4
Exons: 7
Coding region: 1-813 (270 amino acids)
Biological process (GO): regulation of membrane potential; positive regulation of synaptic transmission; regulation of synaptic plasticity
Cellular component (GO): presynaptic membrane; cytoskeleton of presynaptic active zone
Molecular function (GO): transmembrane transporter binding; small GTPase binding
Source: RefSeq, a predicted model, not a curated record